Molecule: messenger RNA, 576 nt
Organism: Galendromus occidentalis (western predatory mite)
Lineage: Eukaryota; Metazoa; Arthropoda; Arachnida; Mesostigmata; Phytoseiidae
Exons: 3
Coding region: 1-576 (191 amino acids)
Source: RefSeq, a predicted model, not a curated record
AUGGUACGAUUGGACUUCGAAACAGCGGUUCUGAAAGCACUGGAAGAGAGCUUCUCGACAGCGGAAGUGAAAGGAUGUAACUUUCACUUCUGUCAGGCACUGUGGAGGAAGGCUCAGCAGCUCGGCCUGCAAUCCUUCUACGACGACUGCGCCGUCCGGAGCGAUUCGCCGAGCAGCGAGUACCCCGCCUAUCAGGCUCUCGAUCAAUUCAAGACCUACUUCAUAGACACUUGGUUGGAAAAUGAAAGCGUCUUCUCACGCCGGCUGUGGAACAAUUUCAGGAACUUUGAAACACGGACGACCAAUCACACCGAGGGCUGGCAUAAGGCGCUGAACAAUAGCGUGCAGAAGAGUCACGUCAAUCUUUUUGAGAUGAUAACCCGUCUCAAACGUCAGGAGCAAAAAAACAAGAUCCAGCGAAUGCUCCUUGACAUGGGCGAGCGGCCGAGACCGAUGCGUAAGAAAUACCGACUCCUCAAUGAGCGCCUAGUGCGCCUCGUGGAUGAGCUUGAAUCCGAGGAAACAUCACUGAUCGACUACGUUCGGCGUGCCGCACACAGCCUGUACGCCGACUAA